UUUUAUCGGAAACAACUCAUGCUAGAUUAUAUUGUAGCUACACAUGAUAAAACUUUGGUCUCACUUAUUGAUGGAGUGGUCAUGGGAGGUGGUGCCGGACUAUCCAUGAAUGGAAACUUUCGAGUUGUGACCGAGAAAGCGGUAUUUGCAAUGCCCGAAGCAGCUUUAGGAUUUUUUCCGGAUGUAGGUGCUUCAUACUUUUUGUCUAGGCUGCCAGGUUUCUUCGGAGAGUAUUUGGGCCUCACUGGUGCUCGGUUAGGUGGGGCAGAGAUGGUUACAUGUGGCCUUGCUACUCAUUUUGUCCUUUCCAAGGAUUUACCUUCAUUGGAAAAAGAGUUGGAUGGAGUUAAUUCUAGAGAUCCAUCUAUCGUGUCUAAAGUCAUCAAUAAGUUCAUUGAAGAGCCAUCUAUCAAAUCUACUUGUGCUUUUAGAAGCAUGGAUAUCAUCAACAAAUGUUUCUCAAGAAACACAGUUGAAGAAAUAUUAGCAGCAUUGGAAAAUGAGGCUAAGAAUGGACCAGAUAGUUGGAUUGUGGCAGCAAUCAAGUCUAUGAAAGCAGCAUCUCCAACUAGUCUUAAAAUAUUUCUUAGAUCGAUCAGGAAAGGACGGGGGCAAGGCCUAGAUCAAUGCCUAAUUCAUGAGUUUAGAAUGGCUUCUCAUGCUUUUCGCAAAACAGUGAACAAUGACUUUUAUGAGGGUUGUAGAGCAAUAUUGUUUGAUAAAGAUAAACAACCAAAGUGGGAGGUUUCAAAACUAGAAUUGGUCACAAAUGAAAUGGUGGGUCAAUUUUUCACCAAAGUGGAUGAUGAUGAUUGGGAAGAUCUGCAGCUUGAUGCUAGAUCUGAUGAUGCCAACUUAUUCAAAGCAAGACUCUAAUUUUAAUCCAUAUAAUAAAGAAUAAAAAUUG
Telopea speciosissima is the source of this 907-nucleotide messenger RNA. Its product is annotated as 3-hydroxyisobutyryl-CoA hydrolase 1-like. The record is from RefSeq and is a predicted model, not a curated record. The coding region runs from base 19 to 876 and encodes 285 amino acids. The transcript has 10 exons. Lineage: Eukaryota; Viridiplantae; Streptophyta; Magnoliopsida; Proteales; Proteaceae. Gene Ontology annotation, biological process: L-valine catabolic process. Gene Ontology annotation, molecular function: 3-hydroxyisobutyryl-CoA hydrolase activity.